AUGAAAGAAGGCUACUUUGUGUUACAAGCCGCAUCUACACGAGUACGGCACAAGCGUACCGAAUCGAGUCGAAGCUGGAAAGCAGACGACGCGCCGCCGUUUACGUGGAUUUGCGUCGAGUCCAGUCCGAAGGUAGCCCGGUGUCCUAUUGGGAAGUUAGAAGCGGACUUCUGUGACUACGGCCGUUUCUGGUGUUGCGCGGACGCGGAGAAGACGACUGCGGCAUCAUCGUACGGGUGUUCCUUGUGCUGCAGCGUGUUUGUCUCCAAAGAGUACCUCCGCAGGCACCAGGAAGAUAAGCACCUGUCGAAGAUGAGGCGGCUCCAGUGCCGCUUCUGCAGCUACACGAGCAACAAGACGAACAACGUCAAGUCGCACGAGCGGACCCACACGGGGGAGAAGCCGUACGUGUGCCCCGUGUGCUCCUCGGGCUUCGCACUCAAGGGGACUCUGGACAAACACUUGAGGGCCGUGCACAAGGGCUGCUGA
Ornithodoros turicata is the source of this 489-nucleotide messenger RNA. RefSeq names its product zinc finger protein 233-like. The record is from RefSeq and is a predicted model, not a curated record. Gene Ontology annotation, cellular component: nucleus. The transcript has 2 exons. Gene Ontology annotation, molecular function: DNA-binding transcription factor activity, RNA polymerase II-specific. NCBI's taxonomy places the organism in Eukaryota, Metazoa, Arthropoda, Arachnida, Ixodida, Argasidae. Bases 1 to 489 code for a protein of 162 amino acids. Gene Ontology annotation, biological process: regulation of transcription by RNA polymerase II.